Manis pentadactyla (Chinese pangolin) is the source of this 1691-nucleotide messenger RNA. It is a transcript of the gene KRT13, whose product is annotated as keratin 13. Gene Ontology annotation, cellular component: keratin filament. NCBI's taxonomy places the organism in Eukaryota, Metazoa, Chordata, Mammalia, Pholidota, Manidae. Gene Ontology annotation, molecular function: structural molecule activity. The transcript is spliced from 8 exons. The record is from RefSeq and is a predicted model, not a curated record. The coding region runs from base 77 to 1414 and encodes 445 amino acids.
GAAGAGCCACAGUCCUCGGCCACGGCCAAGCCAAGCUAAGCUCCUGUCCGCACCUGCUCUCCAUCUUGCUCCCACCAUGAGCUGCCGCCAGCAGUGCUCCUCCACCAGCUAUGGAGGUGGUUUUGGGGGUGGCUCUUACCAGCUGGGAGGAGGCCUCAGUAGCUCUGUCUCCUCAAGCCGGUUUGUCUCUGGGUUAUCAGCUGGGGGCUAUGGGGGCAGCAUGAGCUGUGGCUUUGGUGGAGGGGCUGCUAGUGGUUUUGGGGGUAGCUUUGGAAGUGGCUACGGUGGUGGCCUUGGAGGUAACUUUGGUGGGGGUUUUGGUGGUGGCUUUGGUGACGUCGGUGGUGGCGAUGGCGGCCUCCUCUCUGGCAAUGAGAAGCUCACCAUGCAGAACCUCAAUGACCGCCUGGCCUCCUACCUGGAAAAGGUACGUGCUCUGGAGGAGGCCAACACUCAGCUGGAGGUGAAGAUCCGCGACUGGCACCAGAAGCAGAGCCCAACCAGCCCGGAGCGGGACUAUAGCCAGUACUACAAGGUCAUAGAGGAGCUCCGGGGCAAGAUCACGGCAGCCACCAUUGACAACAACCGGGUCGUCCUGGAGAUCGACAAUGCCAGACUGGCUGCAGAUGACUUCAGGCUCAAGUAUGAGAAUGAGCUGACCAUGCGCCAGAGCGUGGAGGCCGACAUCAAUGGCCUGCGCAGGGUGCUGGACGAGCUGACCUUGGCCAAGACUGACCUGGAGAUGCAGAUUGAGAGCCUGAAUGAGGAGCUGGCCUACCUGAAAAAGAACCACGAGGAGGAGAUGAAGGAGUUCAGCAACCAGGCGGUAGGCCAGGUCAAUGUGGAGGUGGACGCCACCCCGGGCGUGGACCUGACCCGGGAACUGGCAGAGAUGAGGGAGCAGUAUGAAGCCAUGGCAGAGAAGAACCGCCGGGAUGCUGAGGAAUGGUUCCACAGCAAGAGUGCAGAGCUGAACAAGGAGGUGUCUUCCAACACUGCCAUGAUUCAGAGCAGCAAGACAGAGAUCACCGAGCUCAGGCGUACUCUCCAGAGCCUGGAGAUCGAGCUGCAGUCCCAGCUCAGCACGAAAGCCGGGCUGGAGAGCACAGUGGCGGAGACGGAGUGCCGCUACGCCCUGCAGCUGCAGCAGAUCCAGGGGCUCAUUGGCAGCAUUGAGACCCAGCUGAGCGAGCUGCGCUGUGACAUGGAGUGCCAGAACCAGGAGUACCAGGUGCUGCUGGACAUCAAGACGCGGCUGGAGCAGGAGAUCGCCACCUACCGCAGCCUGCUGGAGGGCCAGGACGCCAAGGUGGCUGGCUCCGCCCCCACAGGAGGAGCUACCCCCAGCCCGAGCAGCACUUCUGCUAAAGCGUCCCCUCCCACUCGCCGCACUUUGGACAUGUAUAGGUCCUAAACCUGCCCGGCGUCCCCUCCCUCUGCCUCAGCACCCAGAGGAGAGAGCUGAUGGUUCCCUGUGGGAGAGAGGGCAGGGCUGCAGGAUGCUCAGUCACUGGGCACUGGGCCCCCAGGAGCCCUGCCCUGCACUCUCCCUGGGGUGGGGUGGGGGGUCCUGUUGCUCUUCUCCCCUGGUUGACUUCCUCUUCUUUCUGACCCGGCUACUCUGAUUUCUCAGCUUCUUUACUAAAAAGAAAAAUUAAUUCAAUAAAGUUUCCUGCCUUUUUGCAAAUGUA